Arachis duranensis is the source of this 2026-nucleotide messenger RNA. RefSeq lists its product as uncharacterized. Bases 208 to 1977 code for a protein of 589 amino acids. The transcript is spliced from 11 exons. Lineage: Eukaryota; Viridiplantae; Streptophyta; Magnoliopsida; Fabales; Fabaceae. The record is from RefSeq and is a predicted model, not a curated record.
CUUCGUUAUGCUUGUAUUACCAUUAUUCACUUAUUGCAUGUAAAUGAUUGCUUUCUUGAUGCCUUAAUUCCUUAUCAUCAUUCAAUACUGUUAGCACCGAUGGUUCUUGUUUAAUUAGUCUCUGCUGCUUAAUUUUAUCUCUUGUAGAAAAGAAUUAAAAGUGCUGUGUUCUUGUGAAAUUGAAGAUUUCAUUGUAGAAGAAAUUAAAUGGAACCUGAUGAAGAUGAGAUUUAUAAUUGUUUGAUCAAGCUGAGAAGUAGUCCUGAAAGACGGAGGAAUAAGGUUUACAUUGGUUGUGGAGCAGGGUUCGGGGGUGACAGGCCUUUGGCUGCUCUUAAGUUGCUUCAAAGAGUCAAGGAACUAAACUAUCUGGUUCUCGAAUGCCUGGCGGAGCGCACUCUUGCCGAUCGCUAUCAAAUCAUGAUGUCUGGUGGCGACGGUUAUGACUCUCAGAUUUCGGACUGGAUGCAUACACUGUUGCCUCUGGCUUUGGAAAGAGGAACUUGCAUAAUUACCAAUAUGGGUGCUAUGGAUCCUCAGGGCGCACAACACAAGGUAUUAGAACUAGCUAGAGACAUGGGGCUUAAUGUUUCUGUGGCUGUAGCUCAUGAAGUGCCUACUUCAAUUUUAGGUUCAGGAUUGUCACAUGUGAAGUCCUAUACCAUGGAGGGUGUUUAUGAGCUAGGUUGGAACUGGGAUGAAUGGGAGCAUCUUGCUCAAGGAUCCAUGGCAGGGCAUCUUCUAGAGUGUGGUUGUCAACUCACAGGGGGAUAUUUCAUGCAUCCAGGAGACAAGUACCGAGAUAUGUCCUUUGAGCAGCUACUGGAUUUAUCACUUCCUUAUGCAGAAAUCUCUUAUGAUGGGCAAGUAUGUGUGGCCAAAGCUGAAGGAAGUGGUGGAGUUCUGAAUUUCAGUACAUGUGCCCAACAAUUACUGUACGAGAUUGGAGACCCCAGUGCUUAUGUGACCCCAGAUGUAGUCAUUGAUUUUCAGGAUGUAUCAUUCGUUCCAUUAUCGAGCUGCAGAGUUGUGUGUCACGGGGCAAAACCAUCUACUACUAAUUCAGCUCCUGAUAAACUUUUGCAGUUGGUUCCAAAGGAAUGUGGAUGGAAAGGAUGGGGAGAGAUAUCAUAUGGUGGAUAUGAAUGCGUUAAACGCGGUAAAGCAGCAGAAUAUGUGGUUAGAUCAUGGAUGGAAGAAACAUUCCCCGGAGGCGGACUUAAUGAGUGUAUACAUUCUUGUAUCAUUGGAUUUGAUAGCCUCAAGGCUUGCAGCCUAGACAAUAAUACUAGUCAAGAUAUUAGGUUACACAUGGAUGGACUUUUCCAGCACAAGGACCACGCUCUCCGCUUUACCACGCAAUUUACAGCAUUGUAUACAAAUGGACCGGCUGGCGGUGGUGGUGUCAGUACUGGAUAUAAGAAAGAGAUUCUUCUAGAAAAGCAGCUGGUUAGGCGUGAAGAUGUUUUCUGGCGAAUCGCACUGAAGCAGAACACAACUAGUAGUCUGUCCAAUAAAUUGGUUCAUCUUGAAUGCAGCUUCACAGCUCUCUCACAAGCUGAUACUCAACAACCUGCUUGCUCCCCGGCGCCGUCGGGUCGAAACAUUCCACUCUAUGAGGUAGCACACAGCAGAGCCGGAGACAAAGGAAAUGACAUCAACUUCUCUAUCAUCCCACAUUUUGGUCCUGAUAUUCACAAGUUGAAGCAAAUUGUUACACCUGAGUGGAUAAAGUUAGUGGUUGCACCACUCAUAGACUCCUCUUCAAAUCCUGAUCUUGAUGCAAGAAAAAAUAGAGACAAAUGGGUCCAUGAAAAUGUUAAGGUUGAGAUAUAUCAUGUUAAGGGAAUCCAAGCAUUUAAUGUUGUUGUUAGGAACAUUCUAGAUGGUGGUGUCAAUUGUUCCAGAAGAGUUGAUAGGCAUGGAAAGACAAUUUCAGAUCUUAUACUUUGCCAACAAGUUGUGUUGCCACCAUGAUAUUACCUUAUCUUUUUAAAGAAUAAAAUAAUGCAAAAUUUGCUACUAA